CACCUCUCCAUGAAAUAGUAAUAAAUAAUAAAUAACAAUAAUAGUGAUAAAAUCAUGGCCGAAACAACCACCCCAGAACACCUCUACCACGUCCUCCUCACAACUUCACACAUCGGGAAAAACCCUAACAACGUCGUCGAGAAGGUUCGCAUCCCGGGGACAUACACCUCCCUCCUCGCAGCAAAAGCAGCCGCGCACAGUUGUCUCUACGAGGCCGGCUACGAACGGGACUGGUUCGAGCACUACGAGACCAAGCACUCCCUGCUCGAGAAGCAGAACGGCACGCCGCAUCUGGUCGUCUACGCCACUGCACCUGAUGGAACAGCGUUCCGGGUGCGGAUUGAUACGACGCUGAAUGAUAAGAAUCUGACAAGUGAUCUUGCGGAUGGGAGGGUUGGGGUUCCGCUUUAUUAUGUUGUCCAGGCGGCUGUGGAGUAUACGGGGGAUGAAGGGGGUGUGGUCCGGGAUAUCACGGUGCAGGGGACGUUUGAGAGUUAUGAAGAGGCGAGGGGGCUUGCGAGUGCUGUGUUGCUUUCGCAACAGGAUGGAGUUACGAGGGAGAGCUUUGCCGAGUAUACGGAGGCGGAGCCUGGUGAGAGGGAUUGUGGGUAUGGGGAUAAUGUGAUUGUGCAUGCGGCGUCCGAUUAUGGGACGAAUUACUUGGUGAGUGUUAUCAAGACUCAGGAGCUGGAGGCUGUGAAGAUUGCAGAGGCGGCUAUGAAAAUUGGUUGAGCAGAGUGUGUAUUUGAAGUAUAUCAUGUUUGCUAUUUGAUGGUCAUGUUGUGCCACUUCCUGAAUGUAUUC
Messenger RNA from Aspergillus versicolor CBS 583.65, 804 nucleotides. RefSeq lists its product as uncharacterized. The transcript has a single exon. The record is from RefSeq and is a predicted model, not a curated record. Bases 55 to 732 code for a protein of 225 amino acids. Lineage: Eukaryota; Fungi; Ascomycota; Eurotiomycetes; Eurotiales; Aspergillaceae.